AUGGACGAUGAUGAACUAAAAUGGAAAAUAAAGACUAUGAUGCUUACAGUAUACAAUGCCACUGAUGUCAACCGUGACCCAUUGGUUCAUUCAUCUUUUGAUAUAGAAAAAAAAAUAGGAGAAGAAUUUAUUUUAUUGUGGUUACCGGCCAUGGUUAUGUGCAUUGAUUAUGAAGGGUGCAACGACGAAAAAGUUGCUGUGAUUAAUGCAGCAGUAUAUGCGGCAGUCGACUAUAUAACAGAAGCACAUAGUUACCUACAACAAAUCAGUAGUGGAACACCACGUUAUACUACGUGGUUUGGCUCGUAUACAGCUUCUAGAAAAAAUUCUGUGGAAGACCAUUUUGCUGCAAUUGGGAAUAGUCCUUUAUCAGUCAAGUAUGAUUGUACCUGUACUGAUCAAAAGAGAUACGUAGGAGUCCUUUCUGAUGAUCCUUCGAAGAUCUACCUCUGUGGCAAGUUUUGGAGCGCUCCUGUAACUGGCACAGAUAGUCAAGCUGGUUCUAUUAUAUAUGCUUCAGCUAGCUUCACCGUCUAUGGUGGUGCACAAAUCAUUGCUAAUGGACAAGAGUCAUGCAAACGAUUAGCGACUAGCAAUCCUGACCAAGCUAUUAUUAAUGCUGAUAGUCAUCGAUACUUUGCUGAAAACGACCCUCCUCUAGAUUGAGCACAAAACCGUGGAACACAUCUUGCUCGCUACUAUCAUGUUGACAUUAAGGAAUAU
Molecule: messenger RNA, 723 nt
Organism: Halteromyces radiatus
Lineage: Eukaryota; Fungi; Mucoromycota; Mucoromycetes; Mucorales; Cunninghamellaceae
Exons: 2
Coding region: 1-666 (221 amino acids)
Molecular function (GO): metalloendopeptidase activity
Source: RefSeq, a predicted model, not a curated record